AUCAGGAGGUUAUAAAAGUGUCUUCUUAACUCUUCGUGUUGUUACUGUUUGUCAACAUAAUGAUAAACCGCAUCAGGAACACUAUCAAGAUUUACCAAAUAAUUGGUGACUUCACUGAAGUAUUCCUCUUUCCACGACUUACUAAUAAAAACAAUGCCAGGUUGCUGCAUCUGGUAAGAACGGAGCGAAUCCAUUUUAAGAGUAUCAGGAAUCAAGGUCUCAAGAAUCUUGCUUCCAGAAAAUUCUCCUCAUUCGACACUGUGGAAGCAUUGGAAAAUUCAGGUUUUCCAUAUGAAACGCAUAAUGUUGUAACUGAGGAUGGGUACAUUUUAACCUUGCACAGAAUACUUGGCAGCAAUGGAUACGACAAAUUAACGGGAAUCGCUGAAGAGAACAGGAUACCUGUCUUUUUGCAACAUGGUCUUUGGUCGUCAUCCGGAGAUUGGGUUGUGAGUGGGACAUCGCACAGUUUAGCCUUUCUCCUUUCUAAAAAUGGUUACGAUGUUUGGUUAGGCAACGCAAGGGGCAAUCUAUAUUCCAGAAGACAUAAAUGGCUUUGUCCGAUCAAAGACAGUAAAGACUUCUGGAACUUCAGUUGGCAUGAAAUGGGUUAUAUGGACCUACCGGCCAUGAUUGAUUUCGUGCUUAAAGUUACAGAAAAAAAACAAUUAUUUUAUGUUGGACAUUCACUUGGUACAACCAUGUGUUUUGUAUUGUUGUCGACAAAGCCUGAGUACAACGAUAAAAUUAAAGCAGUAUUUGCUCUCGCUCCAGUUGCUUACCUCAAUAAUUUGAGAAGUGAAGUGCUUCGCCAUUUGGCCAGAGUAUCGGAUAGACUGUAUGACGUGUUAGAAAUGACGGGAUAUCAUUCAUUUAUGCCAAAAAACGGGUUAGUCUCUGUUGUAGACGGUUUAUUAUCACGGAAUACCAGUACAUUGAUGAACAAUGCCCCUUUAAUAUUAAGCAAUUUGUCCGGUUAUGCGAGCGAGGAUGUUAAGAAGAAUCUUAAGGAAGUGAUCAUCGCUCAUAUCGCAGCUGGAACUAGCACGAAAGUUCUCGCACAUUUCGCCCAGUCUCUUCGUACCGAAAAAUCUUUCCGCCAAUUCGAUUUCGGCGUCGAAAAAAACAUCGUUGCAUACGGGCAAAAGGAACCUCCCUGUUACCAACUAAGUAACAUAAGAAUUCCCAUCGUCCUCUUCUACAGUAAAGAAGAUUGGUUGUCAACCAUGGAGGAUGUAGAAGCAUUGGCUGAUGUAUUAGAAAAUAGUAUUAAGGGCAAUUUAAUUAGAAAAAAAAUAGAAUUGAAUAAUUUUAAUCAUCUCGACUUUAUUUGGGGUAGCGUUGCUAGACAGAAUAUUUUUAAUGAUAUAUUGACUUACAUGAAAACUUUUUGACCGUUACACGUAAUAUUAAAUGUUAACGAGUACUAUGGAAAAUAAAACUUUUAAUGGACUAACGAAGAAUAAAAUGCACAAACCUAACUCGAGUUUUGAGUUUUACUGUACCGUACGUCCCGUUUAUACAAUAAUUUGUAUUGUAAUUGCCUUUUCGAGUUCUUCAAUCGAACUUCCAAGUCUGUCACAGAUACAGUUUUUAGCCAUGUCAUGUUCAGAUAUUAGAUGAUCUAUCAAUUUGAAACCUUGUCAUUCAUAUGUUCAUGGUUAUCAGAUACACUAUUUUUUUAUAAAGAU
Nezara viridula (southern green stink bug) is the source of this 1691-nucleotide messenger RNA. NCBI's taxonomy places the organism in Eukaryota, Metazoa, Arthropoda, Insecta, Hemiptera, Pentatomidae. The record is from the annotation of a GenBank genome assembly.